GGGAUUGAUUGAUUGAGUCUGUUUGCCCCUCACACUUCCUAUACAUACUAGGUAUACACAACCAGUGUAUUUAAAUUCAGCAUGCCGCCCAAAGGAGCCAGCACCGCCAAGGUACCCAUGAGGUUACCUCCACUGCCCAAAUUGAGGGUAAGAAGACCAAAUCAAACCGAUUCGAAUCCAUGUUUGGCCAUCAUGACUUCAGUUCUCACAUGCUGGGCAUCUUCCGGAUAUAACGUAGCUGGAUGCCAGGCCUUAGAAACCCAAUUGAGAACUUGUAUGGAUGCGCCCAAAGCCGCAGCCCAAAAGAAGAACACAAUCAAUUACCAUCUCUCACGGAUGUAUCCCAAGAUUGUUGGACCGCGCAAGAAGAAAUGAACGGACUAAACGCUUCUAUACUGUGGUGUUGAAGGCACGAUAUAUUCACAUCAGGGAAAUGAUCGUGAGAGGCAUGUGUGGGCGAACGCAUAUAAGAUGGUCUCAUAGAAUGAACACAAAAUUCCAAGCAGCACGAAACUAUGUGGAAACAGGUAUGAAGGUAGACAUACCUAAGUACUAUCUAUGUACUUGUAUAUAUCAAGCAUCACAAUGGGUCGAUGCACAUUUUGGGGGCAAUCAUGGCGCAAGGGACGGAGAAUGUCAAUUGAGAUUCAAAAUGUAUUACCAGGAAAAAAUAUCAAGUGGAAAGAUA
Botrytis cinerea B05.10 is the source of this 688-nucleotide messenger RNA. RefSeq names its product Bcmrp10 (gene Bcmrp10). Gene Ontology annotation, molecular function: structural constituent of ribosome. Bases 82 to 375 code for a protein of 97 amino acids. Lineage: Eukaryota; Fungi; Ascomycota; Leotiomycetes; Helotiales; Sclerotiniaceae. The record is from RefSeq and is a predicted model, not a curated record. The transcript has 3 exons. Gene Ontology annotation, cellular component: mitochondrial small ribosomal subunit. Gene Ontology annotation, biological process: mitochondrial translation.